AAACGGCUUUUGAGUUUUGGCUAACCAAAAAGCACUGAACAUUCAUAACUACAUGCCGGGAAAAUCCUAUCUUUGGUCGCCGGCGGCCGACGGAGCAAACCAGGAAGAAGAAGAAGAAUAAAGUGCAGCCUUUAAUGCGUGGUUGAGUUGAGAUGGUGGCAAUUAUCUUGACAGAAGCUCUAUUUGGAGCUUCACUUUGUACUGAUUUCAAUGGAGUUUUUGGUUCAAAUUACCUCCGUUGCCCUUGUUUUUCAUCAGGAUUUUCAAUUUCCGAGACACCCACUUUAGAAAUUUCUCUGGGAAAGAAAAAGGUUAAGAAGCAGAAGAGGAAUGCGGGUUCCAUUGUAGUUUCUUGUGGCUUAGAUAAUGUAAUUAAUAGAGAAGAGCUUGAAUUCAAGCCUUCAUUUGAUGAGUAUUUGAAAGCUAUGGAGUCUGUUAAAGAAAAGAAACAGAGGGAUAGUGUUAGAAGAAAGAAGAGUGAAGAAAAGGGCAAAUUUGUGAAGUCUGAGAAGGAGAAAUGUGUAGAAAGUUCUGAUUUUGUGGAGCUGAAUGAGAAAUAUGAAGGAGUUGGAGUUGUAAAAGAGAGUGGUGGUGGUGGUGGGAAAUUGGAAUUUAGAAUGGUGAAGAAUCAGAAAAGACAGAGCAUAAGUAAGGACAAGAAUGUUGAUGAGAUGGUGAGUAUGGAAAGAGAGGCUUUUAAGACAAUGGAUGGAGAUGUUUAUGAUAAGCCAAGAGUUACUAAGGCAGAGAUGGAAGAGAGAAUCCAAAAGCUUGCAAAGUGUCUAAAUGGUGCGGACAUUGACAUGCCUGAGUGGAUGUUCUCUCAAAUGAUGCGAAGUGCUCAGAUUAAAUUCUCAGAUCAUUCUAUCUUGAGGAUUAUCCAAAUAUUGGGUAGAUUAGGAAAUUGGAGACGGGUGCUGCAAGUCAUUGAAUGGCUUCGUUCACGUGAGCGCUUUAAGUCACACAAGUUAAGAUAUAUUUACACGGCUGCACUGGAUGCACUGGGAAAGGCAAAUAGGCCAGUGGAAGCACUAAACUUGUUUAAUGCAAUGCAGGAGCACAUAACAUCAUAUCCGGACCUUGUAGCUUACCGUUGUAUUGCUGUCACUCUUGGACAAGCAGGACAUAUGAAGGAACUAUUUGACGUCAUCGAUACCAUGCGGUCACCACCCAAAAAGAAGUUCAAGACUAAUAUAAUUGAGAAGUUUGAUCCACGACUUGAGCCAGAUGUUGUCGUCUAUAACUCUGUGCUAAAUGCCUGUGUUCGCCGUAAAAGCUGGGAGGGUGCCUUUUGGGUACUGCAACAGCUAAAGCUCCGGAACGAGCAGCCCUCAAUGACAACAUAUGGAUUAGUCAUGGAGGUUAUGUUCGAAUGUGGCAAAUACAAUUUGGUUCAUGACUUUUUCAAGAAAAUGCAGAAGUCAUGUGUUCCCAAUGCUUUGACCUAUAAAGUUAUUGUGAGUACUCUUUGGAAGGAAGGGAAAACAGACGAGGCCUUACUGGCAGUAGAAGACAUGGAGCGACGAGGAAUCGUGGGCACUGCCAGUUUGUAUUAUGACCUUGCUCGUUGCCUUUGUAGUGCAGGGAGGUGUGAAGAGGCGCUGAUGCAAAUGGGAAAGAUAUGCAAAGUUGCUACGAAGCCUCUAGUGGUGACUUACACUGGUCUAAUUCAAGCCUGUCUGGAUUCUGGUGACAUUCAGAGUGGAGCAUACAUCUUCAACCACAUGCACCAGUUCUGCUCCCCAAAUUUGAUAACUUAUAAUAUAAUGCUAAAAGGUUAUCUAGAUAGUGGGAUGUUUGAAGAAGCAAAGCAAAUGUUUUUCAAGUUAUUGGAUAAUGGUAACUCUAUUAGCAGUAAAUUGGACGGUAAGGAUAAGGUUUUCCCAGAUGUCUACACAUUCAACUUGAUGUUGGAUGCAUGUGCUGCUGGAAAGAAAUGGGAUGAUCUCAAGUUUGUGUACUCACAUAUGCUGAAAUAUGGAUACCACUUCAAUGCAAAGCGUCACAUUCAGAUGGUACUUGACUCCUGCAGGGAUGGAAAGGUGGAAUUAUUGGAAGCAACAUGGAAGGACUUGGCUCGGGCUGAUCGGGUUCCACCAGUGCCACUAGUCAAAGAAAUGUUCCGCAUGCAGCUGGAAAGAGGGAACAUUGCUGCUGCCCUGACUUGUGUUACUGAUUAUCCUCCUGCUGAGUCUCAGGCAUUUUCUGCCAAGUUUUGGAUGAAGUUUUUUGAGGAAAAUUCUGAUCAAUUAUCAGACGGUACGCUUUUCAGAUUGCUACAAGAGGUGAGCCGGAUUGUUGCCAGAAAUGACAGCAAAAUACUCAACAAUCUAAUGGCUUCUUGUAAAGAAUUUUUGAGAACUCAAUCGACAAAAGUAGAUAGAGUUCAUAGUGAAACAGCUCUAGUUUGUUAACUUUGCUACAGCCCAAAAGAAGAAAAAUCAUCAGAUACUGAUCUGUUCUUGAACAAGUGCUCUAUUUGUUAAGAGUUAAGAGUCAAGUUCAUAAUCAACUAUUCUUUAUCAGUAUAAUCAUAUUUGAUUGUUUAGUUCAGCAAGAA
Solanum lycopersicum (tomato) is the source of this 2560-nucleotide messenger RNA. Its product is annotated as pentatricopeptide repeat-containing protein At1g30610, chloroplastic. Gene Ontology annotation, biological process: chloroplast organization. Gene Ontology annotation, cellular component: chloroplast. Gene Ontology annotation, molecular function: protein binding. NCBI's taxonomy places the organism in Eukaryota, Viridiplantae, Streptophyta, Magnoliopsida, Solanales, Solanaceae. The record is from RefSeq and is a predicted model, not a curated record.